Messenger RNA from Siniperca chuatsi (mandarin fish), 4863 nucleotides. RefSeq names its product muscle, skeletal, receptor tyrosine kinase (gene musk). Gene Ontology annotation, cellular component: signaling receptor complex. The transcript is spliced from 17 exons. NCBI's taxonomy places the organism in Eukaryota, Metazoa, Chordata, Actinopteri, Centrarchiformes, Sinipercidae. The coding region runs from base 238 to 3135 and encodes 965 amino acids. Gene Ontology annotation, molecular function: protein binding; ATP binding; transmembrane receptor protein tyrosine kinase activity. Gene Ontology annotation, biological process: cell surface receptor protein tyrosine kinase signaling pathway; protein phosphorylation; positive regulation of kinase activity. The record is from RefSeq and is a predicted model, not a curated record.
CACACACACACACACACACACACACACACACACACACACACAGAGUGACUGAGGUGGUCCUUGUCGAGCACAGAGCUCAUGGCUGUCCCUGGCUACGACGCACGCAGACGCACACAGUGAAGAAACACACAGAGUGAACCAGCAAGAGAGUCGCCUUUCCUGCCAUGGGAAUCUAACCACCAGCUUAUUCUGUACCUGUCAAAAAGCUUUGCCAAGACGGCUCAUUCUAGAGCCAGGAUGAAGAUUGUGGAAACCAUUUCAGCCUUCGAGAUCCUCUUUCUGGUGGUUCUGGUCACCUCAAGUUACGGGAUGCAGAGAGCGCCUAGUAUCAUCACCUUAUUAGAGACAGUGGAUGUUCUACUGGAUCACAAUGCCACCUUCAUCUGUGAGGUGGAGUCCCGUCCCCCCGCUGAAAUCACUUGGACCAAGAAUAACCAGCCAAUAAUGUACUAUGACCCCCGGUACAUUACCAGGGAACAGGGACAGAUGCUAAUUAUCCCUCAUGUAAGAGAGUCAGACAAUGGAGAGUACUGUUGCCUCGCCAGUAACGGCAUUGGAGAGCCAGCCAAGAGCUGUGGAGCGCUGCAGCUAAAGAUGAAGCCACAGAUCAAACGCCAUCCUACCAAUGUAACCCUUCUGGUAGAAUCCAAAGCAGUGUUGCCCUGUGUUACCCUCGGCAACCCCAAACCAGAUGUGACCUGGCUCAAAGAUGAUGAGCUUAUCAAGGUCAGUGACCGUGUUACCAUUCUUGACUAUGGUGCGUUGAAGAUCCAUAACAUACAGAAGGAGGAUGCAGGACAGUAUCGCUGUGUGGCCAGGAAUAGCUUUGGUUUGGCCUUUUCAAAGCCUGUCACCAUAGAGGUACAGGCUCCAGCACGAAUCCUGCGGGUUCCUAAGGAGAAGAGAGUAGCCUAUGGCAGCCAGAUUUCCAUGGAGUGCAAUGCCACAGGAAAUCCAAUCCCCACCAUCACCUGGCUGGAAAAUGGGAAUACUAUCUCAGGUGCAUCGGUCGAAGAGACUUUGACAGGAGAGGUGAUCCUGUCCGUUCUUAAAGUGACGGUGAAUAAGCCGGCUCUCUACACAUGUCUGGCCUCCAACAGACACAGUGCUGGAGCCAACACUGUCAAGGCAACUGCUAAAGUCACUGUUGCAGAAUGGAGACUCUACAAGGGCAUUACAGGCUACUGCAGUGCGUAUCGUGGAGACGUGUGCCGCACCAUUCUGCGAGAUGAUUUGCUGGUCUUCUUUAACUCCUCGCUCUCGGACCCCGAGGACAUGCAGGAGUACCUGGUUCAGAGCUGGUGGACGGAGCUGGAAGGACUCAGUGUGCUGUGUAGCCCUGCAGUACGCUCACUGCUCUGCCACUCCUCCUUCCCUGACUGUAACCCAUCAGGGUUAGGACCGGCACCUAAACCUGUCUGCAGAGAACACUGCCUGGCAGUGAAGGAGCUGUACUGCCAUAAGGAGUGGUUGGUCCUUGAGGGCAGCAGUUCAGUCCAGCCUGGCCUCUUCAGCUCUGUCACUGGGUCCCACACUCCCAGUUCACUGCUGCCCAACUGUCAGGCCUUACCAAGUCUUCGCACAGACCCUGAUGCUUGUACACACGUCCCUUUUGUAGACAUCAAGAGAGAUCAAAUUACAACAACAUGUUACGAUGACAGAGGCCGUUUCUACCAAGGCAGUGCAAAUGUGACGAGGUCUGGGAUACCUUGUCAGUCUUGGAGCCAACAGGUUCCCCACCAGCACCGCCUGUCUGUGGACGUGAUUCCAGAGCUGAAGAACUCAGACAACAACUGUAGGAACCCGGGAGGAAUCAGUGACAAGCCCUGGUGUUUCACCUUAAAUCCCAACAUACGCUGGGAGUACUGCGCUGUGCCGCAGUGUGGGGAGACGAGCAUGGUAUCAGUGAUGAAGGCAGAGUCACCAGGCCCUCGUCAGACUCCUCGUCUCCCUCCCACGACCACGGUAUCAUCUCCAGCUUACUCCAUGUCCGUCAUCGUCAUCAUCCUGACUGCACUUGCAGCUGCAGUCUUCCUCACCAUCAUCAUCCUCGCCUGCCGCAGACGGAGGAAGCAGUGGCGAAACCGGAAGAGAGCGAUGGAGACCCCGACGAUGAGCACUCUUCCAUCGGAGCUCCUGCUGGAUCGACUCCACCCCAACCCCAUGUACCAGCGGGUUCCCCUGCUGCUGAACUCAAAGCUGCUGGCGCUAGAGUAUCCCAGAAAUAAUAUCCAAUAUGUUAGAGAUAUUGGAGAGGGAGCCUUUGGACGGGUUUUCCAAGCCAGAGCACCAGGCCUGCUGCCGAUGGAGUCUUUCACAAUGGUAGCUGUGAAGAUGCUGAAGGAGGAAGCCUCAGCUGACAUGCAAAAUGACUUCCAGAGAGAGGCAGCACUCAUGGCUCAAUUUGACCAUCCAAACAUCGUACGACUCUUAGGUGUGUGUGCAGUGGGUAAACCCAUGUGUCUGAUGUUCGAGUACAUGGCCCAUGGUGACCUCAACGAGUUCCUGCGUCGCCGAUCUCCAACCCCAUCAGUGCGCACCCUCAGCCGUGCCAGCCUGUCCGGUCGCAGUUUUUCCUCUGACCUGGAGGCGGGACUUCUCUCCUGUGCUGAGCAGUUGUCCAUUUCCAAGCAGAUCGCUGCUGGAAUGGCCUACCUGUCAGAACGCAAGUUCGUCCAUCGCGACCUUGCAACCCGGAACUGUCUGGUUGGGGAGGAAAUGGUGGUGAAGAUCGCAGACUUCGGCCUCUCCAGAAACAUCUACUCAGCUGAUUACUACAAAGCCAACGAGAAUGAUGCCAUCCCUAUUCGCUGGAUGCCCCCAGAGUCUAUUUUCUAUAAUCGCUACACCACUGAAUCGGACGUGUGGGCCUAUGGCGUGGUGUUAUGGGAGAUUUUCUCCCAUGGGAUGCAGCCGUACUACGGUAUGGGUCAUGAGGAGGUUAUUUACUAUGUGAGGGAUGGUCACAUCCUCUCCUGUCCUGAGAACUGUCCUCUGGAGCUGUAUAAUCUGAUGAGGCUUUGCUGGAGCACACACCCAUCAGAUAGGCCGAGCUUCAGUAGCAUACAUCGGAUACUGGAGCGUAUGCAUCAAAACACGCUUAGCAUGGAUGCUGACGCCGAGGCUGACUGCUAACCUGGAAACUUUUCACAAAAAAAGCUGACUUAUAAAGCUGUUUGGUGCCUGAAAACACAUUUUAAAUGAACCCUGACACUGAGCCCGAGCAUACUUAGAAUACUCAAACAGUACAUUUCAGUCAUUUUAUUUCCCCAAUUUUUCUUUUCUUUUCUCUACCCAAACUGGUAGCCUUACCAAAUGUUUUUGUAUCAUAACCAAAACAUAUUGCUUACUUCUUCAGUUCAGGAAUUAUUUUUAAGGAAUAUUGUAGUGUUUUUAGACUAGACUCUAACCCGUCACUCCUGACCAUUUACCAGCACAUAUCCAUCAGACAAGUCUGCAUUAUUUAUGAAAGAUGUUAAAUGCAUGUAUGAACAGACUCUAACCCUUGACCCUUGACCCCUGACCCCAGAGCCUUAACCAUUGAAGACUUGAAGCCACUAACCAUGCAAAUAUAUCCUCAACCAUUUUAGAUACAGAUGCACUCAAACAUUGUGCUGCAUCCAUUAAAUGUGGAAUUGUUGGAUUUCUUUUUUUCUUCUUCAUUUUGAGCUGUCAAGCCAUUACAAAUGGUCUGACUACUAAACAUCAGGGAUAGAAAUUGGAUGGAACAUGACAGUUAGCUUCAUAGUAACUACAUUUAAAAAGCCUUGAAUGUUAUUGUCACCUCUAGCAAAUUCCACAGCGGCACACAAUCACUUUAAACCAUUGCUGUUGAUUGUUUUUACAGACAAGUUGCUAUUCCAUUUUUGGGCAUUCUCGUUUUACUUUUUUGUUUCUUUUUCAUCAUGUUGUUGAUCUUUGUCUUUUUAUUUUUUGUUAAUUUUACUUUGUGACAGUGUUUGACACACAGAGUUUGACAUAAGUAAAUUAUAGCAGCAUUGGUAUAAUUUGUUUUAAGUUUAUUAAUGAAUUCGUCCAACUUGCGUCAUCAUUGCCCAUAAGUCUCUCACACAGAAACUCAUUAACUAAAUUCACUCUCGUGCCUUAAAAUAGGCUCUUUAGUGAGUGAAGAAUGGCCAAAGUGUCUUCAGUGUUCAAAAAUAUCCUCAUUCUGAAAGACUAAAUCUUUAAUUGGUUCUCACAAAGAUAGAAACUCUCUCUUACAGAUCAAACUUUGCUCUCUGGUCUCAUUUAAACUGUGUUAAAUUGCAUUAGGGUCAUACUAUUACACCAUUUCAGCACAGUAUUACCAACAUCUCUUGUGUCAUCAAUCUUCUUUGUCAUGUGGAUUACUCAAGAUUUUGUUCUCUUUAGUUUGUUUUGUAAAUGUAUUUAAUUAAGAGAUUAAUAUCAAAUGAGAGAAAACGUUUAUCUCUUAUCAAAUGGAAAUGCUUUUUCAGAUGAACGACAUGUUUUACUUUUUUUUAAAUGUGGUGUGAUGUUACAUUUUGAUAUUUGUUACAUAACAUAAUGCUGCAGGUUUUGCCUCACUUACUACUUCUCUUUAAAGUAUGAUGUUUCUUUGUAUCGCUUGCAAAUAAAGCUAAUAAUUGAGCACAUUUGUAUUUGAGAUCUGGACAGAAAAUGCCCAUAUAAUACCAAUACUAUAUUAUUUCACAUAAAUAAUUUGAGAUAUCUUAAUUUCUCUGGAGCAAAGUGUUGGAAAGAUGCAUGGACUGACCGACCUUCAUCACCAUCCUCAGGCCCUGCUUACAUUGUGUCAACAUCAGUCCUGUCAUGCUCAGUGCAAGUGAUUUGCUGCACCUCAUAGAAAAUAAAUGGGAGGCAGCGCCCCCACCUAGG